This is a messenger RNA of Alternaria arborescens, 1146 nucleotides long. RefSeq lists its product as hypothetical. Bases 1 to 1146 code for a protein of 381 amino acids. The record is from RefSeq and is a predicted model, not a curated record. NCBI's taxonomy places the organism in Eukaryota, Fungi, Ascomycota, Dothideomycetes, Pleosporales, Pleosporaceae. The transcript is spliced from 2 exons.
AUGACAUCGACACACGCGACAAAAGCCGAGAAAAUUCGAGAGGAACUUGGGAGACAGUACAAAGACAAGGACUUCAGAUUCCCCAAUGGAUACACUGCCGCUGAAGCCGCCGAUUUUCUCGAUAUCCGAAAGAGAGUGUUCGAGAAGCGAAUGAGACUCCGAUCCGACGACCGUGACCAGGCCAUCUCACCUGACGACGUAUACGCGAACGAAGUCGAUCUCCUCGAAGAUGCACUACCAACAGCUGAGGGCCAAGAGAAGUUCUGGUUGACUACUUCAAAGCUCUCGCUCAAACUGAUUACUCAGACAAGGGUUUCUCUAAGGGAACUGUUCACAGUACUAAAUACAUACGUUUACCCAUACAUACCCGCGGGAUCCUACAACGGUUAUCGCUAUCGCAUCGUCCCAUCGCUUAUCCCACUGGCCCCUGAUGAGGAGCUGGUCGACUGGAACGACCCACGUGAAGUUGCCACCGAUCCGAUUGUAGCUAUCGACCUAGCAAGACAGAUAAUCCACUCUUCAGACGGGGUUGAGGACCGCAACCGAAGGAGGCGUGCUGACAUCUCAGAGGAAUCGUAUUCCAGUGGCUCCAGCAACAACAGCACCAUCCUAGGUAACAGUAUUACUGGAUUCGUAUGCUUCCAAGUUGGAGAGCUUCGUGCAGCCGAGGAGGAGAAUUGGUCAGAUAACGGCAACCUACCCAAGGGACAGGACGUCAGCAAGAUUCUAUGGGAGCGCACAGACUGGGUCUUGGUCUUGGUCAUCAGUGCUGAGAGUACUGCCGGUGCUGUUUGGCUGCUACAGAAUUUCAAUCCAAUAGUCGAGCACACAUCCGAUCAGUACACGAUCAUCCUAGGAGAUCCAGAGAACCUUUAUGGGUGGGGUUACUUCCAGGGCGAGCGACAGUUGAAUCCGGUGCCGAUACAACGUGGUGGCGUGAAGAUCGCGCACAAGAUCACUGAUCUCACCGACACUAGUAAGUGGACCAUGGAUGAGUACAUUACAGGAAAGUACGAGAUAGUGCAAGCAGCACUCGCGGACCGUGUUGAGGGCAAGUCGCCUGUCAUUGUCAGGCAGCUGCCAAGAUUCGAGUCCCAGGAUGAUUCGUCUCCAGACGUCUCGAGGCUCCGCAUUGAGGAUGAUUAG